This is a messenger RNA of Diachasma alloeum, 3089 nucleotides long. It is a transcript of the gene AP-1-2beta, whose product is annotated as AP-1 complex subunit beta-1. Gene Ontology annotation, cellular component: clathrin adaptor complex; membrane coat. Bases 95 to 2884 code for a protein of 929 amino acids. The transcript is spliced from 7 exons. Gene Ontology annotation, molecular function: clathrin binding. The record is from RefSeq and is a predicted model, not a curated record. NCBI's taxonomy places the organism in Eukaryota, Metazoa, Arthropoda, Insecta, Hymenoptera, Braconidae. Gene Ontology annotation, biological process: vesicle-mediated transport; intracellular protein transport.
GGCGUUUCGGGCACGAUCCGUGUCGUGUAUGCUGUCAAGUCGGCAGCAAUUUCUUACAAUUUGACAGUUAUUCGUCAACAAUUGAGUAUCGAAAAUGUCGGAUUCAAAGUACUUCACCACCACCAAGAAGGGUGAGAUCUUUGAAUUGAAGUCAGAACUCAACAAUGACAAGAAAGAGAAGAAGAAGGAAGCAGUGAAGAAGGUCAUUGCAUCGAUGACCGUCGGCAAGGACGUCUCAGCUCUCUUCCCAGACGUCGUCAACUGUAUGCAGACGGACAAUCUCGAGCUGAAGAAACUCGUCUACCUUUACCUGAUGAACUACGCCAAGAGCCAGCCCGACAUGGCCAUCAUGGCAGUCAACACGUUCGUCAAGGAGCUAGCGACAUCUCCGAUGACAAAGGACUGCGAGGAUCCAAAUCCCCUGAUUCGUGCGCUGGCAGUGCGCACCAUGGGCUGCAUCAGAGUCGACAAGAUCACAGAGUACCUGUGUGAACCGUUGAGGAAGUGUCUGAGGGAUGAGGAUCCCUACGUGAGGAAAACAGCAGCUGUUUGUGUUGCUAAACUUUAUGAUAUCAAUGCAGGACUGGUUGAGGAUCAGGGAUUCUUAGAUCAGCUCAAGGAUCUAUUGUCUGACAGUAAUCCUAUGGUCGUCGCGAACGCGGUGGCAGCCCUCUCCGAGAUAAACGAGUCGUCCCCAAGUGGUCAGCCCCUCGUAGAGAUGAACGCCCAAACCAUAAACAAGUUGCUUACCGCCCUGAACGAGUGCACCGAGUGGGGUCAGGUCUUCAUCCUGGACUCCCUCGCCAACUACUCCCCAAAAGACGACCGCGAGGCGCAGAGCAUCUGCGAGCGAAUAACCCCCCGCCUGGCCCACGCCAACGCAGCAGUCGUCCUCUCCGCAGUCAAGGUCCUAAUGAAACUGAUGGAGAUGCUGCAAUCAGAAUCCGACUUCGUGGGUACCCUCACGAAGAAGCUGGCGCCACCCUUAGUGACCCUCCUCAGUUCUGAACCUGAAGUCCAGUACGUGGCGCUCCGCAACAUAAACCUGAUCGUCCAGAAGCGUCCGGACAUCCUCAAGCACGAGAUGAAAGUCUUCUUCGUCAAGUACAACGACCCAAUCUACGUGAAACUAGAGAAGCUCGACAUAAUGAUCCGUCUCGCCUCCCAGGCGAACAUAGCGCAGGUGCUCUCCGAGUUGAAAGAAUACGCAACAGAAGUCGACGUGGACUUCGUGAGAAAAGCAGUCAGAGCGAUUGGCAGAUGCGCCAUCAAGGUGGAGCCCUCGGCCGAGCGUUGUGUCUCGACCCUCCUCGACCUGAUCCAGACAAAGGUCAACUACGUCGUCCAGGAGGCAAUCGUGGUGAUCAAAGACAUCUUCCGUAAGUACCCCAACAAGUACGAGAGCAUAAUCUCCACCUUGUGCGAGAAUUUGGACACCCUGGACGAGCCAGAGGCCCGAGCCUCCAUGAUCUGGAUCAUCGGGGAGUACGCGGAGAGAAUUGACAAUGCCGACGAGCUCCUCGAGAGCUUCCUCGAGGGUUUCCACGACGAGAACACUCAGGUGCAGUUGCAACUUCUCACAGCAAUCGUCAAACUGUUCCUGAAACGACCCACAGACACUCAGGAGCUGGUGCAGCAGGUGCUCAGUCUGGCCACCCAGGACUCCGAUAACCCUGAUCUGAGGGACCGAGGGUUCAUCUAUUGGAGAUUAUUGAGUACAGACCCGGCAGCUGCCAAGGAAGUGGUCCUCGCUGAGAAGCCCUUGAUCUCAGAGGAGACAGACCUCUUGGAACCGACUCUCCUCGACGAGUUGAUCUGUCAUAUUUCGAGUCUGGCCUCGGUGUACCACAAGCCACCGACAGCCUUUGUCGAGGGGAGGUCAGCAGGGGCGAGGAAGUCCCUUCCAGCCAGGACGAAUUCCAAUGAGGACGCGCAGAGGACGAGCGCUCCACAGGCCCAGGUCAUCCCAGCCCAGGAUUCGUUGAUAGGGGAUUUGUUGAGCAUGGAUAUUGGGGGGCCUUCAGCAGUGGCUGCUGCCCCUGCAGCGCCCACUGGCAUGGGUCUGGAUCUUCUCGGCGGUGGGCUUGACAGCAUUCUAGGGGGAGGGGACACUGCGGCUCCUGCUGUCUCGCAAACCACCACCGGACUCCUUGGGGACAUAUUCGGGUUUAAUCAGGGGCCAGCUCCCUACGUGGCACCCAAGGUCAACUGGCUACCAGCCGAGAAGGGAAAGGGCUUCGACAUCUGGGGGACCUUCAACAGGAAGAAUGGACAGAUCACUAUGGACAUGACCUUUACCAAUAAAGCGAUGCAGAGCAUGGGGGGUUUUGCCAUUCAGUUGAAUAAAAACAGCUUUGGUCUGACUCCAGCUGCUCCUCUCGCUGUGCCUGGACCUCUCGGUCCUGGCGCCAGCAUCGAGGUGUCUGUGGUGCUCUCCACUGCUGGGGCGGUUCAGAGGAUGGAACCCCUGAACAAUCUCCAAGUGGCUAUCAAGAAUAAUAUUGAUGUCUUCUAUUUUGCUUGCGUUGUUCCCAUGCAUGUUUAUUUCGCUGAGGAUGGACAGCUUGAUAAGAGGGUUUUCUUGUCCACGUGGAAGGAUAUACCUGCCCAGAAUGAGGUCCAGUACACCCUCAAUGGAAUCAUGCUCACUGCUGAUCAGGUCGUGCAGAAGAUGCAGCAGAAUAAUGUUUUUACCAUUGCUAAGAGGAACGUCGAGGGCCAGGAUAUGCUUUAUCAGUCUCUGAAACUUACGAAUAAUGUUUGGGUGCUUAAUGAACUGAAAAUUCAACCGGGGAAUCCUGAUGUUACGCUCUCCUUGAAGUCUCGCACUGUGGAUGUUGCUGCGGGUGUUUUUGCGUCAUACAACGCUAUCCUCCAUUCUUGAAUGGAGGGUUGAGAGAAAGGAAUUGAUGGUCUUGCGGACGUAUUCAUCACGGUGGGAGUAAUCGCUGUGGUUUAUUAUGUCAGGAGUGAAGAUUAUUAUUGAAGGUUGGGAGACAUGUUGAGGUCACUGACCUCUGGAUAUUCCAGUAGGUUUAAUGAAAUUAUGUACUAUAUAUAAGGAUAAUAAAUCAUUGAUUAAGGAUUAA